UUUGACAGUUCAUUUGAAAAAAUCGGCAUUUCAACGAAAAGGCGCAACGAAGUUGUUUAUCUGUGUAAAGAAACUUGGAAAAUCAAUAAAAGUACAACUUUUUUCUUUCGAAUAAGUUAGAUCAAAUCGAAUGAAAUGGAGCGCAAGCCGGAGACGCAAAUACAGAACACCCCCAGUGAUAUAAUUUCAUCGGUUAACUUCUCACCCAACACCAACCAGUUCCUGCUCGUGUCCAGCUGGGAUUCCAGUGUUCGACUGUACGAUGUGGUCAACAAUACUCUGCGACAAAAAUACUACCACGACGCCCCAGUUUUGGACUGCGCGUUUCAUGAUUCCGUACGCACUGUCAGUGCUGGACUGGAUAACUUGGUUAAACUGUACGACCUAAAUACACAUGCCGAAAGUAUUCUUGGGAGCCAUGACGCUGGAAUCAAAUGUGUCGAGUAUUCCUCCAAAGUGAACGGUAUUUUGACGGGCAGUUGGGAUAAGACGGUUAAAAUGUGGGAUGUUCGGGAUAAAGACUGCGUCGGAAAGUACGAACAAAGCAAUGGUAAAGUUUACUCGAUGAGCUGCAUCGACGAGAAGUUGGUGGUGGCCACAUCGGAACGGAAGGUCCUGGUGUGGGAUCUGCGUAACAUGGGACAGUAUUUGACACGGCGUGAAUCGUCGCUGAAGUUCCAAACGCGAGCUAUUCGCUGUUUCCCCAACAAAGAAGGAUACGUGAUGAGUUCCAUAGAGGGAAGAGUGGCCGUCGAGUACUUCGACAUGGAUCCAGAGGUUCAGAAGAAGAAAUUCGCUUUCAAAUGCCACCGCUCGAAGGAGAACAAUAUCGAGUUGAUUUACCCGGUGAAUGCGAUUAGUUUCCACAAUGUGUUCAACACAUUCGCCACCGGUGGAUCGGACGGAUACGUAAACAUUUGGGACGGAUUCAAUAAGAAGCGGUUAUGUCAGUUCCAUCUGUAUGACAGCUCGAUUUCGUCGUUGGCUUUCAGCUACGAUGGCAGCACGUUGGCCAUUGCUUGCUCAUACCUGGACGAGCAUGAAAUUCCCCCGGAGCCGACUCCUGAGCCCACACUCUAUGUGAGGUAUGUGAGUGAAGCGGAAACCAAACCGAAAUAAGAUUAGGUUAGAAGUAAUGUUAUAAUUUGUAACUAUUAUGCUGCAAAUAUAUUGUAGAACUUAAGUAAAAUAAAAAAAAAAAAAAAUGAGUAAAAUUGACAUUUUUCCUCUAGAUUUCCUGUUAUGGGGUGGAAUGGCAGUUUUAAAGCCAUGGAAAAAAGUUUUUGGUUAACUAAGUAAUAAACAUCACUCGAAAAUGAUUGUCAUAUCAGUUCGUUCAGCCUCAGUUCCUGUUCCAGUCCUGUACUCGCGUGCAAAAUCAUAACUCGCAUACUCGCGCACGGUGUCAGGCCGAAAGUUGAACUU
Messenger RNA from Toxorhynchites rutilus septentrionalis, 1425 nucleotides. RefSeq names its product mitotic checkpoint protein BUB3 (gene Bub3). The coding region runs from base 136 to 1119 and encodes 327 amino acids. The transcript is spliced from 2 exons. The record is from RefSeq and is a predicted model, not a curated record. Gene Ontology annotation, cellular component: mitotic checkpoint complex; bub1-bub3 complex; kinetochore. Gene Ontology annotation, molecular function: ubiquitin binding. Gene Ontology annotation, biological process: mitotic spindle assembly checkpoint signaling. Lineage: Eukaryota; Metazoa; Arthropoda; Insecta; Diptera; Culicidae.